Synchytrium microbalum is the source of this 3633-nucleotide messenger RNA. Its product is annotated as chitin synthase. Gene Ontology annotation, molecular function: chitin synthase activity. The coding region runs from base 1 to 3633 and encodes 1210 amino acids. The transcript is spliced from 9 exons. NCBI's taxonomy places the organism in Eukaryota, Fungi, Chytridiomycota, Chytridiomycetes, Synchytriales, Synchytriaceae. The record is from RefSeq and is a predicted model, not a curated record. Gene Ontology annotation, cellular component: cell periphery; cell septum.
AUGGAACCUCCGUCCGACAAUAGUAAUAAUCUGCUCCCGACCUUCCCAACCAACAGGAUUGCUCCAAUGGAAGUGCCACCAAAGGAUGCAUCAAGGGAGAAUCAAGCUCAGGAGGCUCCGUUUGCUGGCACUGGCCCCCCUGUGCUCAAAAAACAGUCCAGUACAGAGACCCUCACAAAAGCCUACAUCGAUGAUACAUACCACCCCUUCAGAGACAAGGCUUACUUGAAACAUCACAGUUUGUCUCGCCCUGAUAGAGGUGCUAGUUUAAAGCGGAGGCCGUUGAUGAGAGAUUCAACAGCUGACAGACCGUUUGCGAGAAGUGGCGCUACAUCUACAAGACGAGAACAGUUUUCAACUCUGGAUAGGUGGGGUGCAAUGGUGUCAGACACAGGCAGGUCGCCUGGCUGUUGUCAUAAUUGGUGGAGCAAAACGUCGCAUGUUUUGACCUGUUGCUUCCCUGCAUCGUUCUUGGGCCUGCUUGGACUCAAAUCAGAUCAAGUACAGCAGGCUUGGAGAGAAAAGGUCGCUCUCUGUAUUAUAAUAUUUUUAUCAUGUGCCCUGGUGGUACUAUUAACAUUCUUCUUACGGGACAUUGUCUGUCCUACUGGUGGUUACGAGGACUUGAUGCCUAUAUUCAACCAAUCAUACCGCUGGCCGAGACCUCAACCGUUUUUCGGUGGUGAUUUUAUUAUUGGCGGUUUCUUGUAUGACUUUGAUGCAUUAUUCUUUGCAUUGGGAGGAUAUAGUUUUGGAUUUAAUGAUGACUGGAGGGGGACUGAUAUCACAAAGUUGUUUAAGCCUACGAAUGACAAGUGUGCAAAGUGGUUUCCAGGCACUUAUAAUUGUACUCUAGAUCCACCUCACGGUGGAACCCCACUCCCACUAGCAGGUGUUGCAUGUCCUAAUCCAACAGUAAUAGCUCCCAUGGUGCCAAGAUGGAGAUUAUACAUGGACUGGAGUGAAAUUAAGCUGACCAACACCCCUCCGAAUGCCAUCACCGUCAUAAACGGUGCCAUUAUAAAUAUAUCCAGAUACUAUAACGACUACAACGGCACCUUCUUUGACAGUGUCCAAAGCGAUGGACUCAUAAACCCAGUAUUGAGGAACGUGUGGGGUAGAGACGGUACCCGUGAUUUCAUGAGAUCAGCGGACUUGCAGGAUCAAGCCGCAUGUCUACGCCAACGAUACCAAAUAGGCUGGGUAGAUGAAGUAACACUAGGCUGUUUCUUGGCAUCAGUCAUGUUUGUAUUAAUCAUCACCGUAGUCGGAAUCAUGAUUACACUACGAUUUGUCAUGUCGCUCUUCUUCCACUGGACUAUAUCCCCAUACCUGACUCGCACACGAGCACCCAAUAGUAAAAAGAGCAGACGUAGAUUCGUAUCAAAGUACUCGGCAUUGUCGCAGUCGAUGGAAUCUCCAAAGAAUAUGGAUAGUGAUGAUAUGCUGGUGCUGAUGUUGGUCACGUGCUACUCGGAGAAUGAGGAAUCACUGAGACGGUCGUUAGAGUCUUUGGCUAACUCGUCAUACCCAAAUAAUCGUAAAUUAAUGGUCAUUAAUUGUGAUGGUGUUGUUACGGGUGCUGGUAACGAUCGCUCGACACCGGAAAUUGUAUUGAGUUUGAUACAAUUGGAACCCAUGCUGGGUCCUGUCGUUGAAAAGAGUUAUCUGGCCAUUGGGUUAGGUGCUCGUCAACAUUCAAUGGCUAAAGUGUACGGAGGCUGGUUUUACACCACGACAGGUGAUCGUGUACCGACAAUAGUAAUAGUAAAAGUAGGAGCCCCAUCCGAACGCACCGAAGCUCGACCAGGAAACCGAGGAAAACGUGAUUCCCAACUCAUGAUUAUGAACUUUUUAUCUCGUGCAGUUUUGGACGACAGAAUGACUGCCCUAGAUUAUGAUCUAUUUUGGAAAAUUGAGGCUUUAAGCUCUCAUGCACCAGACGCCUUUGAAGCCAUUCUCAUGGUGGAUGCAGACACCCGAGUCGCCACAGACGCCGUAGAAAAACUCGUAAACGCUCUCGAAAACGAUAGCUCCAUCAUGGGAUUAUGUGGUGAAACCCGUAUCGGAAACAAACGUGCUUCAUGGGUUACCCUCAUCCAAGUAUUCGAGUACUACAUAUCGCAUCACUUGGGUAAAGGAUUUGAAUCUGCUUUUGGAGGUGUUACUUGUCUGCCUGGCUGUUUCUGUAUGUAUCGAAUCAAGGUCCGCAAAGGGCCGGAAGGAUUUUGGGUGCCGCUGCUGAUUAAUCCUGAUAUCGUGGAAGAGUACUCUGAGAAUGUCGUUGAUACCCUGCACAAGAAGAAUCUGUUACUAUUGGGUGAAGAUCGGUUCUUGACUACACUGAUGCUCAGUAAUUUUCCAAAGAGGAAGACGGUAUUUGUGCCUCAAGCGGUGUGCCAUACAGUAGUACCUGAUACCUUCCGUGUCCUGCUAUCUCAACGUCGUCGGUGGAUUAAUAGCACCAUUCACAACUUGCUUGAGCUAAUGCUAGUCAAAGAUUUGUGUGGAAUUUUCUGCUUCUCUAUGCAAUUUGUCGUCUUUUUGGAGUUAGUCGGAACUGUUGUCCUACCAGUAGCAGUAAUUUUCAGUGUUGGUCUAAUCAUCGUAUACAUCGUUACCGGCCAUCCUGAUUGGUUUACAAUCUCACUGCUUGUCGGAGCCUUGGGACUUCCAGCACUUCUGGUGCUAUUAGCAACACCAAGGAAAGCCGUUUACCUCUUCUACAUGAUCUUUUACAUUAUGGCCAUCCCUAUAUGGAAUCUGGUAUUGCCAUUAUACGCAUGGUGGCAUUUCGAUGACUUUUCGUGGGGGGAGACACGGCGAGUGGAGGGUGCAGCGAAUAUAGUGUUGGUGGAGGAUAAUGACGAUCCGCUGUCGGGAGAUGAUACCAAUCGAGUGGUGCUGAAACGAUGGGCGUUAUGGGAACGAGAACGCCGAGGACAAGUGAACGCAGUCAAACAGAUAACUUCAUUUAGUGCCGGUGUCACUCUUCUCGAAGCAUCAAAGGAGGUAUCACCAACAUCCUUCUCAGCAUCAUCAUCCUCAACUGGCAGCUCAUCGUCCAACACCUCCGUAACAUCCCUCGUAUCACCAACAUCACUAUCCUCCCAAAACGAUAACUCGGCACUAAGCUCUGCAGUCGGAUCAUCAGCUAGCGCACCAUGGCUCCGCAUGUCAUCAGACACAUAUAGUUCCGUAGCAUCCGCCAACGCGUCAACACAAUUACAAUACCCAUCGGCAUUAGCAACACUAGACAAGUCGCAUCUAUUCUCAACUGGAGUAGCACCGCUAAAUAAGGCACCACAGAAACGAAACUCGUUAUUUAGUAGAUUUGUGCUUGUACCUGUACCAUCGCAACCGUCGCCACCUAUACCAUUCGAGUAUAUAUCGAAACGUAACUCAGCGAGUACGGGAUACUCGUCGUCAUCGCCACAGCCGCCGAGAUCGAAUGUAUCAUCGUCACCGGAUUUACCAAUGGAAUCUCGAGCUCCAGGUACGAGCUCAUCUGGUUAUAAAUUAGAUGCAGUUAGACCUAUGACGCCGUUUGAUGUGCCUGACGCGAUUAAUGCGAUGUCGAGGGGCGAGAGUGAUGAGAUGCCUCCAUCGCCAAUCCCACCGCCGAAGGAUUAG